UACUGAAAUAAAUGAAUGCAUUUGGUAUUAAAAACAAUAGAUUUCAAUAGAAGGCAGCACAUAAAAUAAUAGAUACAGAUGAAUAGCAAAAUAAUACAGAAAUACAAUAACAAAAUAAAAUUUCAUAAUAAAUCUAAAAUCAAUCCGAUAAAUAACAAAACAGAGAGGAAUCAACUACAUUUAUUGGUCCAACUACUCCAAUAUCAGAAUUACAUGUGCCUAUUUUUGAACCAGCAAAAUUUAUUAAUGAUAUUACACGUAAAAAAUUAUGAAUAACCAAAUUAUUACAAAAAUUACGUUCUUAUUGAAACAUAAAUUACCCACAACCAUUCAUGCAAUCAUACUUUCUACAAUAAUUUCUGCCAAUUUUCUU
Paramecium sonneborni is the source of this 373-nucleotide messenger RNA. Lineage: Eukaryota; Ciliophora; Oligohymenophorea; Peniculida; Parameciidae. The record is from the annotation of a GenBank genome assembly.